AUGCGCCGAUAUCUGGCGUCGCCAUGGGUUGAGGCCAAUCUCCGGCACCUACCAAAGGGCGGGCGGGCGCUGGAUAUAGGCUGUGGAAAGGGGCGGCACUCGCUGCUUCUGCUGGAUCUUGGGCUCGAGGUCACAGCUCUCGACCGCGAUGCGGCGGUGCUCGCAGAACUGAGGAGCCGUGUGCCCCCGGAGCAGCUCCCUCGACUGUCAACGUGCGCGGAGGACGUGGAGGUUCAGGCCUCCCUCGCAGCCCUGCUGGGCCCACCCUUCGCUGUAGUAUUAGUUGUGAAUUACUUCUGCCGGCCCCUUCUACCACAGAUUCUGGAGCUUGUGGCACCCGAUGGCAUCCUGAUUUUUGAGGCCUGGGCUGAAGGUAACCAGCAGUUCGCUAAGCCCAGGUCUGCCCAGGUAGUAGAGCAACGCCUGCUCCGUGCCAACGAGCUGUUACAGCUGGCACUGCCGAAGUUUACGGUCUUGGCUUAUGCAGACGGCCUUCAAGAGGAUUACGAGGGCCGAGAUUGUGCCAAGCAGAUGAUCUGCGCACGACGUCAAGAAAGCAACGGAUCGGGGAAGGGAGGAGAGUCAGGUUGCUACUCCGCCAUGCCGGAUGACCCCUUAGCCUCUUUCCUAAGGCCCGGGGCAUCAAGAGCUACACUUUUGGAGGAUCCCGACUUUGGGCUCCGCUUCCGCCUCGCACGAGGCGCGCUGCCUUGGCUGGACUUCGAUGUGGAGACGCUGCUCUCAUCACUUGAAGACUUCGACCCGACAGCUGCCAGAAGCUCGCAGCUGGCACGGAUGGAGCGGCGACUGCAGCAUGGUGAGCAGGAGGCAGCACCCUCCGGUUCCCUUCCGCCCUUCAGCGUUACGGCGGUCCGGCGAAGAGCCAAUGGCCAGCAGCUCACCACGGAGACGCUUGACAAGGAUGCGGACAUCCAAGAACUCCUGAAAUCCACUGCGCUGCGGACACCACAAGACGUGCUAGAGCGUGGAGCAGGCUGGACCCUGGUGGUGAAUCACUUGCAGAGCACCUCGCCGAAGCUCCAGGCGCUGCACCAGCAGAUCUUUGCGCUCACCGGGUUGAGCGGAGGCAUGAACGCUUACCUGACGCCCCCAGGUGCCAUUGGAAAGCCUCCGCACGUCGAUGAUCACGACGUGCUCGUCUUCCAGGUGGCAGGCGAGAAAAAAUGGAUGUUGCUGGAUGCCAACCGGGAGCUAAGGGAAGAGGUGGUGCUCCAUGCCGGAGACGUGCUCUAUCUGCCACAAGGGAUUCCACAUCAUGCUGCCGCCCUUGAGGGUACGUCGCCGUCCCUCCACCUUGCCCUUGGUCUGCACCGGCUCCCUCUCAGCACGGCUUUCGUCCUUGCGGCGAUGUUGACGGUGCGGGCAGGCAGGGAAGCCCACAGGCUUGAAGCGAGCAGACUUCGGUUGCCAAAUUCCUUUGUGGAGGAGAUGGAAAGUCGAGGUCAGGCUUUCGCCGCCUUCGGUACGCGAGAGCAUUGGCUUCACCAGCUGCUGCCCGAACACCUUCGCCUCGUUGAAGCCUUGCACCCUGACGACUUGGCCCAAGAGCAGAGUCUGCUUGCUGGCAUGGCCGCGAACCUUCGUGCUCGCGGGCGGGAGCUGGCGGAACUGAUACGGGCCGCGAGCCCCUGCCCAGAUCCCCGGAAAGCUCUUCUGCGUGCAGGGGCCGCAGGAAGUGACGCUGAGCUUCUAGAGGUCGCGCAGCUUCCGAACAAGGAGUUCAUCGACCUGGCCCUGGAUGCUUUCUGGGCACGACGCGAGCAUGUGCUGGACCAGCACUUCGCCCAGCAUGGGCCCCUUUGGGCUGAGAAGGCCACGGAUGGUGCAGAAUCAGGGCCCAGGCCCUUUCGGAAGCGCCGCGUCGCGGCUUUGCAGCGGGCUGGGAUUCUGCGCAUCAACGGCUUUCGCCUUGCACUCGAGGGCGCAUCGAUGGAAGCAGCCAGGCUUUUCCUGAAGGCUACGAGCCCCGGCCUGUCGGCGGAAGACCUUCCGGCACCCCUGCGCAGUGUGGGCUCGGAGGUUCUUCAUCGGCUACGUGCCUGUGGGGCUUUGGAACCGGCAGACUGCCCUGCUUGA
This is a messenger RNA of Symbiodinium sp. CCMP2456, 2097 nucleotides long. The record is from the annotation of a GenBank genome assembly. Lineage: Eukaryota; Dinophyceae; Suessiales; Symbiodiniaceae.